AAUAAAUUUUAAUGGGUAUGAAAAGGUUGAGUUUUUUUUUCUCCUUGGACAGGCAAGUUUUAUUGGAAGUUUCUGAGUGCGUCCAGAUGUGGCAGGAAAUGAGGCGUCUGUCCCAAUUGAUUAUAUAAUGCAAUAAUCUGUGUGAUCAUCUCCAUUUUCCUCUAACAUCGCACAAACCUUUUCUUCUGUUUUCUGUUUCUUUCAAAUGGGAAGUGUUAUCAAUCCGAGGGAAGAUUUCAUGUCCAAAUUUUGGGUCGAAACUCAGAAGCUAUGGUUAAUCGUUGGCCCUUCUAUUUUCAGCCGUGUCUCUAACUACACCAUGAAUAUCAUAACCCAAGCUUUCGCCGGCCGUUUAGGUGAUGUCCCACUCGCUUCUAUUUCCAUCGCCAACACUGUACUUGUGGGUUUCAAUUUCGGCCUCUUAUUAGGGAUGGCAAGUGCUUUAGAGACACUAUGUGGACAAGCAUAUGGAGCCAAAAGAUACCAUAUGUUGGGAAUUUACUUGCAACGUUCAUGGGUAGUACUUUCCCUUUGUUGUUUCUUGUUACUUCCUGUCUAUUUUUACGCCACCCCUGUUCUGAAACUGCUUGGACAAGCCGACGAUGUAGCAGAGCAAUCAGGGGUAGUAGCGCUUUGGUUAAUACCACUUCAUUUCAGCUUUGCGUUUCAAUUUCCAUUGCAGAGGUUUUUGCAAUGCCAAUUGAAAACCCAAGUGAUUGCUUGGGUUUCUUUCAUAGGAUUAGCUAUGAAUAUUUUGGCUAGUUGGGUUUUCAUUUAUGUAUUGGAAUUUGGGGUGACUGGAGCAGCCAUAGCUUUAGAUAUAUCUUGGUGGGUUCUGGUUUUGGGAUUGUAUACCUACACUGUUGGUGGUUGGUGCCCUUUAACUUGGACUGGCUUCUCUUUCCAAGCCUUCAAUGGCCUCUGGGAUUUCACUAAGCUCUCCAUUUCUGCUGGCUUCAUGCUCUGCUCGGAGAAUUGGUAUUACAGGAUAUUAGUACUGAUGACAGGGAAGUUAAAGGAUGCUACUACAGCUGUAGAUGCAUUGUCAAUAUGUAUGAGCAUCAAUGGAUGGGAAAUGAUGGUUCCUUUAGCAUUCUUUGCGGGCAUUGGAGUUAGAGUGGCAAAUGAACUUGGAGCUGGGAAUGGGAAAGAAGCCAAAUUUGCAACAAUUGUAUCAGUGGUGCAAUCAACAGUGAUUGGUGCGGUGAUUUGUGUUGUUAUAAUGAUAUUUCACGAUAAGAUAGCCUUUAUCUUCACAGACAGCAGCAGUGUUGUGAAAGCUGUGGAUUCACUUUCAAGCUUGCUAGCCGUCACCAUUCUCUUGAACAGCAUUCAACCUGUUCUUUCAGGGGUGGCAGUUGGAUCAGGAUGGCAAUCUUGGGUUGCAUACAUAAAUCUUGGCUGCUAUUAUCUUAUUGGCCUGCCCCUUGGUUUCCUUAUGGAAUGGGUUUUCCACUCUGGUGUGCUGGGAAUUUGGGGUGGGAUGAUAUUUGGUGGCACUGCAGUUCAAACAAUAAUAUUAGUGAUCAUCACCAUGAGAACUAACUGGGAUCAUGAGGCACAGAAAGCACAAGAACAUGUAGAAGAAUGGUCCAGUCCUCAAGAAAACGAGAAGCCUCUUCUCGCCUAAUUUUUGUAGUUAUAAUUUAUAAAAUUAAAGUUCAAAAAUCAUUUUGUGUAAUGUUCUAGAUGUUCAAUCUUUCAAAAUAAAUUUAAUAUUUGAUUCUACAUUUUUAAAUAUAA
Messenger RNA from Benincasa hispida (wax gourd), 1743 nucleotides. Its product is annotated as protein DETOXIFICATION 27-like. NCBI's taxonomy places the organism in Eukaryota, Viridiplantae, Streptophyta, Magnoliopsida, Cucurbitales, Cucurbitaceae. The record is from RefSeq and is a predicted model, not a curated record. Gene Ontology annotation, molecular function: antiporter activity; xenobiotic transmembrane transporter activity. Gene Ontology annotation, cellular component: membrane. Gene Ontology annotation, biological process: xenobiotic detoxification by transmembrane export across the plasma membrane.